Exophiala aquamarina CBS 119918 is the source of this 401-nucleotide messenger RNA. RefSeq lists its product as uncharacterized. The record is from RefSeq and is a predicted model, not a curated record. The transcript has a single exon. Gene Ontology annotation, biological process: nucleoside metabolic process. Gene Ontology annotation, molecular function: catalytic activity. Lineage: Eukaryota; Fungi; Ascomycota; Eurotiomycetes; Chaetothyriales; Herpotrichiellaceae. The annotation marks the transcript as partial.
UACCACAUUGGCUGGAUAUGCGCGCUGAACAUCGAAUUGACCGCCGCCAUGGCCAUGCUGGACGAAGAACAUGAAAUGAUAGCAGGACAGGACCCACAGACCACAACAGUUAUAUGUUAGGUCGCAUUCACCAGCACAAUGUGGUGAUUGCGUGUAUGCCAGAGGGGGUGGAUGGGUCGGUCCCUGCGGUUACUGUGGCCAAGGACAUGGCGAGGACGUUCCCUGCGCUCCGAGUCGGGUUGAUGGUGGGCAUUGGUGGUGGGAUUCCCGAUCUCUCCAAGGGUAUCGACAUUCGCUUGGGGGACAUUGUGGUGAGCAAACAAGAGAAAACUUGGCGAGGGGUGGUGCAAGAUGACAAGGGCAAAGCCGAAGACGGAGGAAAUUCGUGGUCAAAGGGCAGC